GUGUCAAGACCAAGCACCGUCUUUCGGUGUGUCAUAGGACAACGCUCGCGCACGAGUAGGCUCCGCUAUGAUGGCGGCGGUUCAGAGUGUGUCCCGAUCAGGUGUGUCAGCAAGUGCCGUGUCACCACUCUCGCCGUCUCGUCAAUCUGACGUGGCAUUGCCAGCUGUCGCAUCCUCAGCAGCCGACAAGAGCAGCAAGAACAGCAGUACCACAAGCAGCAGGAGCGCCGGCGGCGGACAAGCGGCGGGGGCGGCGGGGGCGGCGGGAGAGAGAGAGAGUCACGAGGACGAGGAGAUCACUCGCGCGGAGAUCGAGGCUCGUGCGCAGGCGAUCAGUCGGAACGUCAGGUGUCUAACCUGUGCCAAUCAAUCAAUCGACGAGUCGCAGUCGGACAUAGCUGUGCUCUUGCGCAGAUUGAUUCGAGAUGAGCUAGGCAAGGGGAAGACGGAGCAACAAGUCUACCAAAAAUUGACGGAGGAUUUUGGGGAAACGGUACUAUAUAAACCGCCGUUCAACGCGCAGACAGCAAUUCUGUGGCUUCUGCCUGCGGUGUGCAUGGCAGGCGCGGCGGGGUUAUCAUGGAUUGCGCGCCGAAGAGCAAGUAGACGAUUGCUGGCGGCGCCGAACCUGUUUCCGAACCUGCCUUUGACGGCCGCGGAGAGAGAAUGCCUCGCGAAGCUGAUUGAGCCGCCGUCGAUCGCGCGGAGAAGGCGGGAAUGGUUGCCAUGUAUGUUCCAUGAUGAUGACAUGGCAGGACGCCAGUUUAAAAUAUGUGAGAUGCGGCAUAUUGCGAAAGAUCCGGGAAGAUUCAAGCCCACGUGGAAGACAAAGCGACCCAAAGACGCCAUUCCCUGGGACAAGGAGCGGAAAGAGGGUGACGCGAAACGAGAGGCAAGGAGGGAGGUUGCAGAUUCUACCAGGCGGCGGUUGCUCAAGGAGCAGCAUGACUACACAGGGUUUAACAUUAUCAAUGGCGAAAUUUAUGAUGGUUCAAGGAUAAGGUCAAGGAUGGGAGGGAAGAAAAUGCGCCCAGUCACCUCUCCUCCGCCAGAGAAGAUUGCAGAAAUGGAACAACGUGCAGAAGAGAGGCGCGCAUCUCGAAGAGAAUCACUGAUGGCAGAAGGGAUUGUCCCUGGACGGCGUAAAUCUGCUGUGAAAGAUAACUUCAAUCCUUACUACUGAUAAUUUGAGACAUUCACUGCACUGAGUCGAUCCAUAUUUUAUCGAGAACACUGCUUUAAAAAAAAAAAAAGAAAAAAAAAAGACUUUGCAAUUCGAAUUCAAAUUCAAAUUCAAAUUUGAAAAUUGAAAUUUCGGUCCACAACACUAUUUUCUAUUUACUAUUUAGAAUUGACACAGUUGACAAAUUAAAGCAAUAAAUAACAAGUAUUAAUAACACAGGUGCGAUUCGACGUAUUCAAUUCCUGAAGGACCAUGGUGACAUGCUGGUUGAGAAAUUUCAAAUUUCAAAUUUGAAGUUGGAAAAUUUGAUAGUAGUAUCGAGCUGCGUCGAGACGGUUGAACUUUGGUCAAUCCAUAGAUCAUCUCCAAGUUCGAAACUAAUUCACUAAAUUAGUAAAUUGACAAGACUGCA
Molecule: messenger RNA, 1595 nt
Organism: Chara braunii
Lineage: Eukaryota; Viridiplantae; Streptophyta; Charophyceae; Charales; Characeae
Source: the annotation of a GenBank genome assembly